Aspergillus heteromorphus CBS 117.55 is the source of this 723-nucleotide messenger RNA. RefSeq lists its product as uncharacterized. The record is from RefSeq and is a predicted model, not a curated record. The transcript is spliced from 3 exons. Bases 1 to 723 code for a protein of 240 amino acids. NCBI's taxonomy places the organism in Eukaryota, Fungi, Ascomycota, Eurotiomycetes, Eurotiales, Aspergillaceae.
AUGAGCCGAAAAUUGAGUGAGAUUCUGAUCCUGACGCUGAUUUUGAUCCCGAGACUGAACUUCAGCUCGACCCAGACCCAAACCCAGGUCUUGAUCCUCGACUUCCCUCCCACCCUCCUCCCCCACAAAGAAACUCUCCGUAUCUGCAUCCGCACUGUAACCGUCCCCAUCAGCCUGUCCCUGCUCCUCCCCAGGACACAAAUCCAGACCGCGGCCCGAAUCCACCACUUCACCACUACUAUCCCCCUUCCCCUUCCCCUUCCCCUUCCCCUUUUUAACACCCCCACACUCUUCCCCCUCUCGACUCCCCGCUCCUUCCGCUUCCUUAUCCUCCUGGCCCGUCUCGAAAGCGGCUGCGUCUGCGUCUCUCCGGAGUGGAAAGUAAAGGGCAGCGGCACGACCAUAUCCCUAGGGGAGAAUUUUGUUCUGGAGGUGGGAUUUGGAAUGGGUGUUAGGUUUGCGGUUGGAGCUGGGGUUGGGUUUGCGGUGGAGUCUGUGGAUGAGGAUGGGGAUGGAGAUGGCGAUGAGACUGAGACUGUGUUUGGGUUUGCGCUCGCAUUGGUGGUGUUGUGGAGGUGGUGGGUGGGGAUGCGUCUGGUGGACGUGGACAUGGUCAUGGAUGUGGAUGUGGAUGUGGACAUGGACACGUGCACGGACACGGAUAUAUUUGGUGAUGAUAGCGAUCUGGAAAGUCUGGAAAUUGGGUCCUACUACUUGGUUUAG